Labrus bergylta (ballan wrasse) is the source of this 1310-nucleotide messenger RNA. The record is from RefSeq and is a predicted model, not a curated record. NCBI's taxonomy places the organism in Eukaryota, Metazoa, Chordata, Actinopteri, Labriformes, Labridae.
CCUGUCUCUCUCUCUAACCUGUCUCUCUCUCUCUCAGACAGCGGUGUGUUUGCAGUUUCACUGAACUCGUUGUUGGAGAAUGACAGGAAGAAGUUUCCUGAGGUCAAAGUUCCUGUUGUCUUCAAAAAGCUGUUGUGUAUUAUAGAGCAGACUGGCCUGCAGACUGAAGGGAUUCUCAGAGUACCAGCAUCAGCUGCUAGACUGAAGUUCCUGCGUAGAGAGUUAGACAGGUGUUGUGGAGGGUUCGACUGGUCUGCAGUGAGACAGGUGGAUGCUGCUGGGCUGCUGAAGCUUUUCAUCAGAGAGCUGCCGACACCUCUGCUGACACACACACACAUGUCCACCUACCGCUCUGUGCUAGGUGUCUCCUCUGUGGUCCAUCAGGUUCAGGCUCUGCAGAUGCUCUGCUUGUUGCUUCCUGAAGCUCACAGACACACACUCAGAGCCCUGCUGGUGUUUCUGCGUAAAGUGGUCUCUCAUCAGGACCAGAACAGGAUGUCCCUGUGGAAUGUCUCUAUGGUAAUGGCACCAAACUUGUUCUCCUGGCAUCACCAUGGCAACAAGCCCUCUGUCAUCAGGCAACAGGAAGAGAUGGAGGAGGCGGUGGGCGGAGCUCACCUGGUUCGAUUGAUGAUCACACACCAGGACCUGCUUUGGACAAUCCCAAACUUCCUAAUGUCCCAGGUGAGACAGGUGAACCAGGCAUCCAAUCAGAGACAGCUUGGUCUGAGCAAGCCCAAGAGACGCCUGCUGAGGAGGAAGAACGACAAAAACCACAGACACCAGAUCACAGAAUUGUGUGAAGGUGUGAUCCGGGUACACGCCCCUCUGCACACCAAGGUUUCCAUGGCGAUACAGCUUGAUGGACAGACAACAGCUAGAGACGUCACCACUCGCUUCGAGUUUGACAGCAGCUCACCUGUUCAGCACCUGUAUGAAGUGGGAGGAAACAUCACUGAGCGUCGUCUCCAUCCUGACUGCUUGCUGCUGGACGUCUUCAGAGUGAAUCCUCACUGUGAUUGGCUGAUUAAACUGUGACACAUAGAAUGUCUCAUCACCUGUCUCAAUGUCCGUGCCUGACCUGUCUCACCUCCUGACAGCUGGUCUAACUACCUGGAGUGUGCCAUGUGGACGUCUGUGGCUCAGUGGGUAGGGUUCAAUGUCCCAUGUGUCCUUGUUGCUCCCCCUGCUUGGUAGGCGGGGUGUGAAUGUUACUCUACCAUCAGGGUGUGACAUCACAGGUGUGACAUCAUCAGUAUUCCUUUGUUUUUUAAUGAAAAGCUGAAAACAAUAAAGAAUGUUUUAUGAUA